Dentiscutata heterogama is the source of this 457-nucleotide messenger RNA. The record is from the annotation of a GenBank genome assembly. Lineage: Eukaryota; Fungi; Glomeromycota; Glomeromycetes; Diversisporales; Gigasporaceae.
AUCGACUAUGUAUAAAUGGAAAACAUUGGUUCGUAGCUUAACGUUAAAAAGACAAUUUUCGGUGUCAACUUUACAAAGCGAUCAUUAUGUUCAGGUGCCUGAUCGCGGUUUGGUAGAAGUUGGUGGUGAAGAUAGUGUAAAAUUUUUGCAAGGACUAAUAACAAAUCAUAUGCCAUUAAUUCAAUCCGGUGGAGAUGGAUUUUAUUCAGCGUUCUUGAGUCCAAUUGGUCGCGUACUAUACGACACGUUUGUCCAUCCAAAAAACGUGGGUACAGCGUUUCCACAUCCAAUCUAUUUGGUAGAAUGUGAUUCUCGAAUAGUAUCAGAACUCAUAAAACACAUGAAAAAAUACGUUCUCAGAUCUAAAGUUUCAAUUAUUGACGUAUCAUCUCAUUAUAAUAUUUGGAAUAUGUGGGGUGAAAAUAUAAACAAUUUAUGGUGGCGGCCAUUGCCUUAA